Polistes dominula (European paper wasp) is the source of this 1737-nucleotide messenger RNA. RefSeq names its product WD repeat-containing protein wds (gene wds). Gene Ontology annotation, molecular function: histone binding. NCBI's taxonomy places the organism in Eukaryota, Metazoa, Arthropoda, Insecta, Hymenoptera, Vespidae. Gene Ontology annotation, cellular component: Set1C/COMPASS complex. The record is from RefSeq and is a predicted model, not a curated record.
GCAUCCCUCCUACAGGAUCUCUAGAGUACUCAUCUCUAUAGUGCUUUAAUAUUAGGCCUUAUUUUAUGAUUUUUCAUUUGUGGAUAAGUUAGUAAUAUUAUAAACUCUACGGAGCUAACUCGAACUACGAUUUUCGAUAAUUGCGCUGAAAAAAUAGAAUAUCGAUUGAGUCGUUUGAACACACGUGGUGUUUAUUUAUUAGAAAUGAAAAGGUUCGUUCAAAAAAUUCACAACUUACGUUAUUAUUAGUAUUAUGCAAGGGACUUUUUUCAAAGAAAUUGUAUCUCCGUAAGAAGCAAGUACGAAUCUUCGUUUCAUCUUUUACAUUGAUAGACGACGUAAUAUUGGAUCUCAUUGCUUCACUACUUCAGUAUAUAACAUCUUAAUAAACAAUUAAAAAAAAUGGUACCACUCGGACCUUCACCGAGUCAUCAAUCAUCUAUUAAUAAUUCGUCUACUACAUCUGCUACUGGAACAAAAAAUAGUGCAACGUUGAAACCAGGUUAUUCAUUAAAGUAUACACUAGCAGGUCACAACAAAGCUGUAUCAUCUGUUAAGUUUAGCCCUAAUGGAGAAUGGUUAGCAAGCUCUUCUGCUGACAAAUUUAUCAAAAUUUGGGGAUCUUAUGAUGGAAAAUUUGAAAAAAACAUUACUGGUCAUAAGCUUGGUAUUUCGGAUGUUGCCUGGUCUAGCGAUAGUAGGUUGUUGGUAUCUGCUUCCGAUGACAAGACAUUGAAAAUAUGGGAGUUAAGUUCUGGAAAAUGUUUAAAAACGUUAAAAGGCCAUAGUAACUACGUCUUUUGCUGUAAUUUUAAUCCUCAAUCCAACCUUAUAGUUUCAGGAUCAUUUGAUGAAAGUGUCCGCAUUUGGGAUGUAAGGAGUGGAAAAUGCUUAAAGACGCUUCCAGCUCAUUCAGAUCCAGUGAGCGCAGUGCAUUUCAAUAGAGACGGUUCUUUAAUUGUCUCCAGCAGUUACGACGGUCUUUGUCGAAUUUGGGACACGGCAUCAGGACAAUGCCUAAAAACACUUAUAGAUGACGAUAAUCCACCCGUAUCCUUUGUAAAAUUCUCACCAAAUGGAAAAUAUAUCUUAGCUGCGACAUUGGACAAUACGUUGAAACUUUGGGAUUACAGUAAAGGCAAAUGUUUAAAAACAUACACGGGUCAUAGGAAUGAGAAAUAUUGCAUAUUUGCCAAUUUUUCUGUAACCGGAGGAAAGUGGAUUGUAUCAGGUUCUGAAGAUAAUAUGGUGUACAUAUGGAAUUUACAAACAAAAGAAGUAAUGCAAAAAUUACAGGGACAUACAGAUGUUGUACUCUGCACGACAUGUCAUCCAACAGAAAACAUUAUAGCUUCUGCUGCUCUCGAAAAAGAUAAGACUAUCAAACUAUGGAAGAGUGAUACAUAAAACAAAUUUUUCUAUCAGUUAUUGAUUUUGCCUGUACAAAAUGUGCUUUUAUAUUAUAGAUACCAAUACAUUAAGAACAUAGCAUUCAAGCUUGAAAGAUGCUGUUUUUAUUUUCUUAAAUGUCACAAUUCGUUAAAUUAAAUAAAAACUAAGUAUAUACAUUAAUUAAAAAAGUACAUACCUGUAAAGCGUGUUAUUAUGUGAUUUGUAAAAAUUGGAGAUUAACUUCUUGCGGUGGCAAGAAAUUCACGGUUACGCGUCCCAGAACAGUUGAGUGCAAAUCUCUUCGCGGCGCGGUCAGGUAGCGUUCGGACAUGUUACACACAAUGA